GGACCAUUUGCCCAAAAGAAAGAGACCCGACCCAAGUGAAGAACAUGCCGGCACGGGCGCGGUGGCCGGCAGUAACAGUCCCUCCAGUCCCUCCAGCUCUUCCGUCGCAGAGGUGGCAGUGUGGAAGCGCGGUGGCGUUGGCGGUGGCCACUUCUACGACUACGACGACGACAAUAACAGCAGCCGCUCACGGCGCUGGAGGCGGAGGGUGUUGUCGUUUCUGUACAUGGCCCUUGUUGAUCCCACCUGGGGGCCCCGCUUUAAGAAUCGGACUCUCUUUCCUCCUCCUCACCGCCAUUGCCACCGCCUGCGUUUUCCUACCGGUCGACAAGGUACUCCCUGUUCUUUUGUUACCCUCUUUGUAAUGCCUAUAAUUGAGGAUAGAUUCUGGGGCCAAAAGCAUAUGGGAUUUUCUUCUUUCAUUCUGCCUGUAAUU
This is a messenger RNA of Rubroshorea leprosula, 436 nucleotides long. NCBI's taxonomy places the organism in Eukaryota, Viridiplantae, Streptophyta, Magnoliopsida, Malvales, Dipterocarpaceae. The record is from the annotation of a GenBank genome assembly.